Opisthorchis viverrini is the source of this 873-nucleotide messenger RNA. RefSeq lists its product as hypothetical. The transcript has 2 exons. Gene Ontology annotation, cellular component: cytoplasm; mitochondrion; nucleus. The record is from RefSeq and is a predicted model, not a curated record. Gene Ontology annotation, biological process: dTDP biosynthetic process; dUDP biosynthetic process; dTTP biosynthetic process. Gene Ontology annotation, molecular function: dTMP kinase activity. NCBI's taxonomy places the organism in Eukaryota, Metazoa, Platyhelminthes, Trematoda, Opisthorchiida, Opisthorchiidae. Bases 50 to 745 code for a protein of 231 amino acids.
GUCCACCCUGUGGUUCCAAGCCCGCUUGCCAUUCGAGACGCCGCUCGCUAUGACAAAGCGUGGAUUGUUCAUUGUUUUCGAAGGGACAGAAAAAGGAGGGAAGAAAACUCAAUCACAAAUGUUAUGUGACGCACUCACACAGAUUACUGGAAAAGAAACACUCCACAUCCAUUUUCCGGACAAAUCUACACCCGUUGGUCAGUUAAUUUCACAGUAUCAAAAUGGAGACCUGAAACUCAGCCAUCGUGUAGCCCACCUGUUGUACACUGCUAAUAGGUGGGAGCGCCAGCGAGAUAUAUCCACUGCUCUAGCCAAUGGCAUCAACGUGGUUGCCGAUCGAUACAGUUAUUCUGGCAUCGUCAACACUGCAGCAAAAAUUACCCCUUUAUCGAAUGCAGAUUGGGCGUGGUGCCGAUCAACGGAAUCUGGCCUAUUGCCACCAAACUUAAUAUUCUGUCUGGCAGGUGAAAAUCUUUCAGAAAUUGCCGCGCGCGAGGGCUUUGGGCAAAAACCUUCAGAAACCACGUCAUUCCAAUCUCGAGUGCUAGCAUAUUAUGCUCGUCUAUGUCAGGAAAUGGAGGCCGAACUCAAUGAAGAAGGUAAUGCAGGUGGUGAUACAACUAACGGUACAGGCAGUGCACCCGAUGUGCACACCCCUAAGUUGUGGAAUUGGAUUCAGGCCACUGGACAGACUGUGGACGAUAUACACACAUGCAUCAUGACCAUAAUUGACCCUUUGCUGUAGUUGUCUAGACGAUUCUUCAUCUUAAAACCCGGUUCUGCUUCGCUUCAUCCAACCUGUACACUUUUCGUGUUGUUACAUUGAUAAUAUUGAUUCUGAUGAACAGACCUUGAGACCAAUAAACAAUCUGG